Penicillium argentinense is the source of this 1674-nucleotide messenger RNA. Its product is annotated as putative DNA polymerase iota. NCBI's taxonomy places the organism in Eukaryota, Fungi, Ascomycota, Eurotiomycetes, Eurotiales, Aspergillaceae. The coding region runs from base 1 to 1674 and encodes 557 amino acids. Gene Ontology annotation, molecular function: damaged DNA binding; DNA-directed DNA polymerase activity. Gene Ontology annotation, biological process: translesion synthesis. The record is from RefSeq and is a predicted model, not a curated record. The transcript is spliced from 3 exons.
AUGGCUACUGUACCGGUGCGCAACGACCGUCGCAUCGUUCUCCAUCUGGACUAUGACUGUUUCUACGCGUCCGUCUUUGAGGUGGAGCAACCCGCGUUGAAGUCACAGCCGCUGGCAGUCCAGCAGAAGCAGAUCGUCGUCACAUGUAAUUAUGAGGCACGACGACGAGGCUUGUUCAAGCUGCAACUCAUCAAAGACGCCAAGCGCAUCUGUCCUGAGGUGGUAAUUGUCUUGGGCGAGGACCUCACGAAAUUCCGAGAUGCCUCCAAGGAUAUCUAUCUCUUUAUCCGCAGUUUCAUCUGGGGCGGCCGGGUCGAGAGACUGGGCUUUGAUGAAAUUUCGCUUGAUGUGACGGAGAUGAUCGACUAUAAUAUUGGAUUGCUGAAUCCGAAUGAUCUGACGAGAUCUUUCUUCUGUCUUGAUCAGAAGGAUCCGACUGUGGGGUUUACUUACGACGCAACCUCGUUUCACGGUUCUACGCAUCCGUUCCGGGAAGGGUGCGCGGAUGCACCACGCGAACUCUCAUCUUUGGAAAUGCGUUUGUUGGUCGGCUCGCAUCUUAUGGGACAUUUAAGAAGCCAAAUGGAAUACGAGAAAGGGUUUACAGCGACAGGGGGUGUCCACAAACCCAAUCAACAAACCACCCUGGUCCCGCCAUAUGAGCCAGGUAGCGAUGGCACAGAAAGUAAUGUGACCCAAUUCCUGGAUAACCAUGAGAUCCGCAAAAUUCCCGGCAUCGGAUCACGGCUGGCGCAAAAGCUUCGAAUCCGGGUUACGGGAGAAAGCACCAGUGAAAAGAAGGUGACGGUGCGUGACAUUCGCCUCUACCCCGGGAUGGGUCCACCGUUGCUGGAAAAGACGCUGGGCGGACCCGGCGCCGCGAAAGGGAUCGGUCAGCGAAUAUGGGGGAUCAUACAUGGCGUGGACAAUACUGAGGUGCUUGAAGGGCGCGACUUGCCAACACAGAUCAGUAUCGAGGACUCAUAUGGGCGCGGGCGCCUCGAUAACGUGGAGAACGUACGGCGCGAGCUGAUAGUGUUGACGAAGAGUCUGAUCCGGCGAAUGCGGACCGAUCUACUGGACAAAAGCGAUGACAAGGGUCAGCCUCGAUGGCUAGCUCAUCCGCGCACGCUGCGACUCUCGACACGGCCACGAAACGCCCCAGAAACAGACGGGGUACGCACGUACAACAGCAAUCGCAUCUCGCGCUCGACUCCACUCCCGAGCUCCAUCUUUAAUUUGGACGAGAGCAUCGACUCCUUGGCUGAGCGGAUCGUGCGAGACCACGCCAUGCUCAUGUUCCGCAAAUUACACGCCGAGAAAUCUGGUUGGGACUUGGGGCUAAUGAAUAUUGCCGUGACUAAUAUGGUUGAGAGCGCGGGGGACCAGAAACAGAGUAGUGGGAGAGAUAUUGGGAAGAUGUUUCGUCAGCAGGAGUCGACGUUGCGCGAGUGGACGGUGCAGGAACCGGUGGGACAGCCACACGAAGUAUCAUCAGAUGAACCGGUUGGGUUGGAGGAGACGACUGAAUGGGCCAAUGAGUGGGAGGAUGGCGAUGAGAAUGGCGAUGGAGAUGUGCCGUUGCUGAGCGUCGAGUGUCCCCUGUGCGGGGCUGCGAUUCCGCAUUUUGCUCAGCAAGCCCAUGAAAUAUACCAUGCCAGCGAUGGCAACUGA